Messenger RNA from Mangifera indica (mango), 942 nucleotides. RefSeq lists its product as uncharacterized. Bases 1 to 942 code for a protein of 313 amino acids. The record is from RefSeq and is a predicted model, not a curated record. Lineage: Eukaryota; Viridiplantae; Streptophyta; Magnoliopsida; Sapindales; Anacardiaceae. The transcript has 2 exons.
AUGGCUUCAUCCUCAUCUUCAAUGACACCAUUUGUCUACAAUGAUGAGAAUUAUCAUAUUUGGGUAGUCAAAAUGAAAGCAUUCUUGAGAGGAGUAAGGUUAUGGCAAUAUGUUGAUGAGGAGAAAACACCACCUCUAUUGGGGCCUAAUCCUACUUUGAAUCAAAUAAGGAUGCAUGAAGAAGAAGCGACCAAAGGUCCAAGAGCUUUGUCCAUUAUCCACCAAGCAAUGCAUGAGAUAGACUCCCAGGGCAAUGAGAGGUCAAGGCAAAUGCUUGCUCUCAAUCUAAGAAGAGAGUUUGAAGUCUUGAAAAUGAAGGAAGUAGAAAUGAUCCAAGAGUAUACUAACAGGACUAUGAAAGUUGUAAAUCAGAUUAGGUUGAUAGGAGAAAAGCUAUCUGAUCAGAGAAUUGUUGAAAAAAUAUUGGUAUCCAUUCCUGAAAGGUAUGAAGCCAAAAUAUCUUCACUUGAAGAUUCAAAGAAUUUUUCAGAUUUGACUUUGUCUGAGGUAGUAAAUGCUUUAAAAGCUCAAGACCAAAGAAGAGCUUUAAGGCAAGAAGAAACUACUGAGGGAGCCUUCAGUGCUAAGCUUACUGGAAAACAAGUAAGCUGCAGCUCCAGUAAGAAACAACUUGGAGAAAAGAAGGAAAAGUGGAAGCAAAGGAGUGAUGGAAACAAGAGUGGUGAGAAAAAAGGAAAAUAUCCUUUUUGUUCUCACUACAAGAAAAAAAAGCACUUACCAAAUUACUGUUGGUAUAGACCUAAUGUUAAGUGCAAGUCUUGUAUUCAACUUGGACAAAUUGAUCGAAUGUGCAAGAACAAGGGAGGAAACCAAGUACAACAGAAUCAGCAAGCUCAAGCUGUUAUGAAACCAGAAGAGCUAGGUGAAAAUCUAUUUGUUGCAACAUGUUAUGCAACUGAUGUAAGCAUAAUAUCUAGCUAA